Molecule: messenger RNA, 1041 nt
Organism: Pipistrellus nathusii (Nathusius's pipistrelle)
Lineage: Eukaryota; Metazoa; Chordata; Mammalia; Chiroptera; Vespertilionidae
Source: the annotation of a GenBank genome assembly
AUGGAGACGGCUCAUUGCUCCGCGGCCGCGGUCGGGAACGGGGACGCGGGGUCCCAGCGGGAGCGGAGCCUGCUGCCCGAGCGGCUUCAGAGGCGAGAUCAGGAGAGGCAACUGGAGGCGGAAAAGCGCAAGCAAAAGCGGCAGGACCAGGAGGUGGUGGAGGAGAAGAGCGACUUCUUCACGGCCGCCUUCGCCCGCGAGCGAGCCGCCGUGGAAGAGCUGCUGCAGGGCGGGGAGUCCGCCGAGCGGCUGGAGGAGGCGGCCGCCCGGCUCCAGGGGCUCCAGAAGCUGCUCAACGACUCGGUGCUGUUCCUGGCCGCCUACGAGGUGCGGCAGGCCCAGGAGGCGCUGGCGCAGCUGCAGGCGGCCCUGGCCGACCGGCGCCAGCAGCUGCAGCCCAAGAAGCGGUUCGCCUUCAAGACCCGGAGGAAGGAUGCUGCUUUGGCCCCGCCAGCAGCGGAUGCGACUCCCGGCGCCGCGGCGGCGGGAAGCAUCCAGGCCUCCCCGCCCUCCGUGACCGAGGACGGAGCCGCAGGCUCUAGCUGGCUCUGCGGCUUCUCCAACCUCAAGUCCCAGGUCUUGGAGAAGAGAGCGGAGGAGUUGCACCAGCGAGACGUCCUUUUGACCGAGCUGAGCAAUUGCACGAUCAAGCUGUAUGGCAACCCCAACACCCUGCGGCUCAGCAAGGCCCGCGGCUGCACGCUGCUCUGCGGCCCCGUGUCCACGUCUGUGUUCCUGGAUGACUGCAGCGAGUGCGUGUUGGCCGUGGCCUGCCAGCAGCUCCGCGUACACACGACGAAGGACACCCGCAUCUUCCUGCAGGUGACCUGCAGGGCCAUCGUGGAGGACUGCCACGGGAUCCAGUUCGCCCCUUACACCUGGAGCUACCCGGGGAUCGACCGAGACUUUGAGAGCUCUGGCUUAGAUAGGAGCAAAAAUAACUGGGACGAUGUCGACGAUUUCAACUGGUUGGCUCGGGACAUGGCCUCCCCCAACUGGAAUGUGCUCCCUGAGGAAGAGCGAACGAUCCAGUGGGACUGA